Abrus precatorius (Indian licorice) is the source of this 3186-nucleotide messenger RNA. RefSeq names its product zinc finger CCCH domain-containing protein 64. Gene Ontology annotation, biological process: mRNA splicing, via spliceosome. NCBI's taxonomy places the organism in Eukaryota, Viridiplantae, Streptophyta, Magnoliopsida, Fabales, Fabaceae. Gene Ontology annotation, molecular function: RNA lariat debranching enzyme activator activity; metal ion binding. The coding region runs from base 539 to 2113 and encodes 524 amino acids. The transcript is spliced from 12 exons. The record is from RefSeq and is a predicted model, not a curated record. Gene Ontology annotation, cellular component: post-mRNA release spliceosomal complex.
GAAAGCACAAAACAACAGAGACAUGCAAUUUAUGAAGGGUUUCUCUUUAGAAACAUAAUAGGAUUUUAGCAUUCUAUGAUCUGAAACCAAAUCCUAUCGCGUGUGAAUGAAAAAGAAAAAUAAAUGCCACCUACUAUAUCAUUGGCGCACCAUUGUAUUAAUUCAAGUGACACCAUCAACUAAAGAUACUAAUUUCUAUAAUUUGAAGGAUAAUUAAAUUCCUUCUUUGCUUCCUAACAAAUAAAAUGCUUUACAUCAUGAAUGGAAUAACUGAAUCAUCUUGAUACAAGAUUGCAGACAUUUACAUCUUUUGAGUCCUAACUUCGUUUAGUUUUUUAAAAUUUUGUUUUAUUAUUUAUUUAUAUAAUAAUAUUGAUUCUUUUGAAGUAAUACAAACUGAAAAUUCCAUUCCAUCAAAUAAUUAUACUCCGUUUGGCUUCACUCCAGCACAGCUGAACAUAGGCUAAGCAAAGAGUGAAGUGCUACGCGGGAGUUGAUUGGAGUGGGGGAAAACUGUUUCUCUGUUGGAAGUUCCGUCAUGGCCCCUCGAAUCCUUCUAUGCGGCGACGUUUUAGGCCGUCUCAACCAGCUCUACAAGCGUGUCUCAUCGGUGAACAAAUCUGCAGGUCCUUUCGACGCGCUAUUCUGCGUGGGUCAGUUCUUCCCGGACUCGCCGGAGCUGGUGGACGAGUUGACGGCGUACAUCCAAGGUGGCUCCCUUAUUCCCCUCCCUACUUACUUCAUCGGCGACUACGGCGUCGCCGCCCCUAAAAUUUUGUCGCAAGCUUCCAAGGACUCUUCCAAUCGUGGUUUCAAGAUGGACGGCUUCAAGAUUUGCGAUAACUUGUAUUGGUUGAAAGGCGGUGGCAAAUUCACUCUCUUCGGAUUAACCGUGGUCUAUUUAUCUGGGAGGAAAUUAUCCAGUGUUCAACAGUUUGGAAGUUACACUCAAGACGAUGUAGAUGCAUUGCGAGCAAUUGCUGAGGAACCUGGAAUUGUUGAUUUGUUCUUGACUAAUGAAUGGCCAACUGGGCUCACCAAUAGAGCAGCUGCUUCAGACAUUCCUGCUGGACUCUCGGAUUCCACAGGCAGUGAUUCGAUUGUAUCAGAGUUAGUACAAGAGAUCAAACCACGUUAUCAUAUUGCAGGAACUAAAGGCAUAUACUAUGCCCGUGAACCAUAUUCCAAUGUUGAUGCUGUGCAUGUCACUCGUUUCAUAGGGCUUGCAUCUGUUGGAAAUAAAGAUAAGCAGAAAUUUAUUCAUGCACUUUCCCCUACACCUGCAUCCACUAUGUCUUCAACUGAGAUUGGCAUGAAAACCACAAAUACCACCUUAUCGCCAUACACCUUUGUGGAGAAAAGAACUUCUCCAAAGGAUGCCACAAAGAGAUCAAGUGAUUCUGUCUCUGAUUCUCAGUAUUGGAGAUAUGAUGUUUCUCAAAAGCGACAGAAACAUGAAGGUGGAGAUGGUGAUAAGAUGUGUUUCAAAUUUGUAUCUUCUGGCUCUUGUCCACGGGGAGAGAAGUGCUAUUUUCGACAUGAUAUAGAUGCAAGGGAACAGUAUAUGAGAGGUGUUUGUUUUGACUUUUUGAACAAGGGAAAAUGUGAAAGGGGUCCAGAUUGCAAUUUUAAGCACAGCUUGCAGGAUGAAGGUGACAGGCAUCUUUCCAGGAGACCUGGAUCUGAAAAUACUAGAUCAAAAGAAUGCUGGUUUUGCUUGUCAAGCCCGAAUGUGGAGUCGCAUUUAAUCGUAAGCAUUGGGGAAAAUUACUACUUGGCUCUGGCUAAAGGUCCACUUGUUGAUGACCAUGUACUGAUAAUACCAGUUGAGCAUAUGCCCAAUACAUUAUCUCUGUCUUCGGAAUCUGAAAUUGAGCUCUUUAAGUUUCAAAACAGUCUCAAGAGGUACUGCAGGAACAAUGAGAAGGAAGUCAUCUUUUUUGAGUGGGCUUCCAUACGUGGCACCCAUGCCAAUCUUCAGGCCAUUCCCAUUCCAUCUUCCAAAGCAGUUAUUGUUGAAAAAGUUUUCAAUUUAGCUGCACAAAAGUUGGGAUUUAAAUUUGUGGCUAAGAGAUGCACAAAUGGAUGGCAAUUCAAGCUUGUUCUAUGCUGAAGUCCCUGGAGGCACAAUUCUGCUGCAUCACGUUGAAGAGAAAGAGAGAUUUCCAGCGCAAUUUGGACGCGAGGUUCUGGCGGGGUUACUUAAUAUGGCAGAUAAUGCAGAUUGGAGGAAUCACAAACAUAACAAAGAUGAGGAAAUGAAAAUUGUUGAGGAUUUCAAGAGCCGAUUUCAAGAAUAUGAUCCUAAUUGUUGAUUGUUCAUACAUUGAAUUUUCAAUUUACAGCAAUGCCAUCACUAGUAUGGUUAUUCUUCGCGCAUAUGGUUAUUUAUCCUGUUACUUGAAGUGCUGAAUCCAAAACUAAAAGGAGACUUGGUAGUCCUGCAGAAUUUCUAUUGGUAACAUUUUUUAUCACCAGUUCCUGUGGCGAAGAAUCUAUUUUAGCACUCAGGCUAUAUGCAUCAGUCAACAAGCAGCUUCUGAAUUCAAGUUUUGAAACAGGCUGGUUUUUCACCUGCUUUAUAUACGUAAUUGAGAAGGUAUUCGUAUUUAUUUCUAGAGGCAGGAUGGGAGGUUGAGGGUGAGGGGAGUUUGUUUCAACUUUCAGCUAGUCAAUCAGUAUCCUUUUGUUCAAUGUUGAGAUCUUACAAGAUUUAUACUUACAUUCUCCUAGAGUUUAAGUUUGUAUAGUUUGUGUAUAAUUUGGGAAUUCAACUCCGUAGACGCUAGUGGUUUUGGUAUUUUGACCUUUGUUUUUUGGUUGUUCUUAAAUUACUGUGCCUCUUUUACUUGUAUUUUUCUGGUCGUAUGUUAUAAUCUGAGGACAAUGACUUACUGCAUUUUCAACCUGCUGCUACCUAAUUGUAAACCUUUGCUGUAUUGAUGUCAUUAAUUAAAUGUUAACCCACACUGGCCCUGGAGGAUCAUAUUCAGCCACUUCACUCAGCUUCUGUGGACCAACUAAUUCAUAUGAUUGGACUCGAGAUCCCUGUCUGCUGAAGACCCAAUUUUUUUAGGUGUUAGGCUUUGUUGGAAGUGUGGACCCAAAAUAAGGGACCUAACAAAGCUACCAUAGGAAAGAUCAGAAAGGUUUUUAUUUAAUAUAUUUGAACGGAGGUUGCUAUGC